Nicotiana tabacum (common tobacco) is the source of this 578-nucleotide messenger RNA. The record is from RefSeq and is a predicted model, not a curated record. NCBI's taxonomy places the organism in Eukaryota, Viridiplantae, Streptophyta, Magnoliopsida, Solanales, Solanaceae.
UGCAAAUUGUUGUUCUCUUAUUAAUAAUGUCCCCAAAGGAGACCAUUACGACUUGUUCUACAGUUGAAAUUUAUCUGUAUCAUACCAACCACCCCUCCCUCAUUCAAUUCGGCGAAGCAAAUCACGCCUAUCCAAUUUCGUUGGUUUUUCGCUUUCUCAUUUCUGUUAAGGACCAAAAAAAAAACCUAGAAAUCAUGGUGGCUGUGAUGAUUUGAAUAAAGAUCUAAGAUGUCUGAGAAGAAGAAGAUGAGAAGUGAAGCCAGCAGCAGCAACAGUAAUAGCAGCGGUGGUGGAAACAGCAGGGGCGAAACUGUGGUUGCUGAUGUUGGUCGCCGUAGGAACACAUGUGGCUACUGUAAAUCUGGUGGCCCUACUAGUAUCUCUCACGGUGUAUGGGCACGCAGUCUGACAGUUGAUGACUAUCAAGCUCUUCUAGACAGAGGAUGGAGAAGAUCUGGCUGUUUCUUAUACAAGCCUGAGAUGGAGAAGACAUGCUGUCCAUCUUACACUAUCCGUCUCAGAGCAGGUGAAUUUGUUCCUUCCAAAGAACAACGUCGAGUACUGAAAAGGAUGCAGAG